Gossypium arboreum is the source of this 5823-nucleotide messenger RNA. RefSeq names its product filament-like plant protein 4. The record is from RefSeq and is a predicted model, not a curated record. NCBI's taxonomy places the organism in Eukaryota, Viridiplantae, Streptophyta, Magnoliopsida, Malvales, Malvaceae. The transcript is spliced from 10 exons. The coding region runs from base 232 to 5604 and encodes 1790 amino acids.
UACGCCGUCGCUUUUUUCUCCCAUUUUAGGGAGCGUUUUUAAAGUGAAGCCAACCCGCUCCACUCUCUGUCUUGUCUCUGUUGUUCUUUCUCUCUUCACACUCUGAAGAAAGAAAUUAAAAAUUAAAAAAUUAAAAAAUAACCGAGUUUUUCUCGGGAUUGAUUUUUUAACUCUUUAAAUCAAUUCCAGUUCACUGAUCACCGAUACCCUGCAUUUCUUUCCAAUUUUGAAAUGGACCGACGAGGAUGGCCAUGGAAGAAAAAACCUUCCGAAAAGACUGGAACCGACAAGCAGGGGGUUGUAUCUGAUGGAACCAGUGCUUCUUUGUCUUCCUUAGCAUCUCUUGGAGAUCAGGAAAAGUGUAAGAAGGUCAAUUAUGUUCAAAUAUCCAUGGAAUCUUACGUGCAUUUGACUGGGUUAGAGGAUGAAGUUAAAAAGUUAAAGGAUCAAGUUAGACUAUGUGAGGAUGAAGUAAAGAAUUUGAAAGGGAAACUAUCUGAAGCCGAUUCAGAGAUCAAGUCUAAGGAUGGUUUGAUUAGUCAACAUGCGAAAGUUGCUGAGGAAGCUGUUUCAGGAUGGGAAAAGGCGGAUGCGGAAGCUUUAGCGUUGAAACGACAACUUGAAAAUCUUACUCUCUUGAAGCUUUCAGUAGAGGAUCGAGCAGCCCAUUUAGAUGGUGCUCUUAAGGAGUGUAUGAAACAGGUAAGGAAUGUGAAAGAGGAAAGUGAGCAUAAAUUGCAUGAUGUGGUUCUAGCCAAAACUAUACAAUGGGACAAAGUAAAGCUCGGUCUUGAAGCGAAAAUAGCUGAAUUAGAUGAAGGGCUUUUGAGAGCAGCAGCUGAAAACCAAGCGCUUUCAAGGUCGUUGCAUGAGCGGUCAAAUUUGAUAGUUCAGAUUGAGGUAGAAAAAUCUAAAGCAGAAGCUGAAAUGGAACUUAUUAAGGAAAACCUUAUGUCACGUGAGAAGGAAAUAAGCUCACUCAAGUACGAGUUACAUAUGGUUUCUAAGGAGCUCGAAAUUCGCAACGAAGAAAAGAAUAUUAGUGUAAGAUCUGCAGAAGCAGCAAACAAGCAACAUUUAGCGAGUGUUAGCAAAAUUGCUAAACUGGAGGCAGAGUGUCAAAGAUUACGUGGCCUUGUUCGUAAGAGGUUGCCGGGGCCAGCUGCAUUGGCCCAAAUGAAGCAAGAAAUUGAUCAUUUUGGCCGAGAUUUUGGUGGACCUCAAUCAAAAAGGAAUGCGGUUAAGAAUCCUAACCCGAAUUUGUCUCCACAGAUGGAAUUUUCUGCUGGCAACUUGCUGCAAUCCCAAAAAGAGAUUGAUUAUCUUACUAUGCGUUUGUUGGAGAUGGAAGAGGAAACAAAGAUGCUUAAAGAAGCUUUGGCCAGUCGCAAUAGUGAACUGCAGGCUGCCAGAGACAUGUGUGCUAAGACGAGUGUAAAGGUCAAGAGCUUAGAAGCACAAAUACAGGCCCUUAAUAAUCAAACAAGCUCCCCUAAGUCAAGCAUCGGGCACCCUGCCGGCGAUCAUUCAAGUCAAUAUGCUAGCAAUGCACCUAGUAUCACUUCCAUGUCUGAAGAUGGGGUUGAUGUUGAAGGACGCUCAGCUGAAUCUUUGCUACCGGCGACCUCUGAUAUCUCUCAUUUGGAGAUGCAGAAGAGUAGCCAUAAAGUUCACAAGCAAGAGAAUCCCAAUUGCUUGGAAUUGAUGGACGACUUUCUGGAGAUGGAGAAGUUGGCAUGUCUGCCAAAUGAUGCUGGUGGAGCUAAUGAUGUUUCAAGCCAUCCAGGUAAUUAUGGGAAUUAUAGAGCAGAAGGUAAUAUGUCACGCAAUGCUGUCCAAGAUCAGGACCUCUUCUCUGUGCAAGAGUUUGGUUUUAGUCCAUCAUCAAAGCAGGGUUCUUCAAGUGCAAGAUCCUCAACAACAGAGCUUCAGCACGAUGUGGAAAAUCUGCCCUUCCAAAAGCUUCGGUCGAUGAUUUCUACGAUAUUUGAGUCUCAAACUAAGGACUCGAAUUUGGGGAAGGUUUUGGAGGUUAUCAAAUGUGCUAUUCUGGAAAUACAAGGUUCUCUGCCUCAGCACUGUUUAUAUGAAGGAGUUCAAGCAGGUCAUGGUCCCUCUGAUCCAAAGGAUGUAUCUGGACAGAGUUUGAUAUUCUUAGAUGAAGAGAAUAUUACUAAGAAAAAUUUGGCAUCUGCAAUAUCUCAGAUUCAUCAGAUUGUACUAUCAAUUGGCAGAGAAGCAAUGAGAGUUCAGGACCCUCCUACUGAUGGUCAUAGGCUAAGCAAAAAGUUAGAUGACUUCUCUGCCUUUGUGGAUAAAUUUGUAUUUGACAAGAAGGGUUUGGUUGACUUCAUCUUAAGACUUUCUCAUGUUUUUGCUGAAGCUGAUCGACUGAACCUCGGUUUCCUGAGAUAUAGGGAUUAUGAUAGGAAUGCCAGCGAUAAUGAUUGCAUAGACAAGGUUGCUUUGCUAGAGAAUAAUGCUAUACAAGAUAACCCAUUGAAACAUGCAUGUGGCGGAGGGUGUCAUCUUUGUCAUUCCUGUCCUGAUUCAGAGGUAAAUAGAAUCUCCGAUCCAAGUUUUCAACCCGGUGCUACAUCAUGCUCAUGCUUAUUGAAAGAGUUGGAACAGCUGAAAUUGGAUAAACAAAAUAUCACAGUGGAUCUUGCAAGAAGCACCGAAGAUCUUGAAAAUGUAAAGUUGCUGCUGCAGGAAACAGAGAAUAGUCUGACUGAACUGAAGUUACAGUUGGCUUCCUCUCAAAAUCUUCACAGUCUUGCUGAAACUCAGCUGAAAUGUAUGACUGAGUCUUACAAGUCACUGGAAUUGCGUGCUCAAGAGUUAGAAGCUGAGGUAAACCUUCUGCAAGAAAAGUCAGCGAAGUUAGAUGAUGAACUACUAGAAGAAAAGCGUGGCCAUCAGGAUGCGCUGGCUAGAUGCAAGGAUCUUGAGGACAGAGUGCAAAGGAAUGUGGCCUCCUUUUUCUUUCCGUCAUCAGCAAUAGGAGAUUCUGAAAUGAAGAUGAAACAGGAAAGAGAGUUAAAAGACGCAGCACAAAAGCUUGCAGCAUGCCAGGAGACCAUAUAUCUUCUUGGGAGGCAGUUGCAAUCUUUGCACCCUCAGACAGAGAACCACCAGACUCAUCACAGUGACAAGCUGUUGGGUGAAAAUUCUGCAGAAGGCAGACUGAAUCAUAGUGGUUCAAAGGCACAGGAUAUUCACCAUAUCGAUGACUUUGAUCGCAGUGACAGUGUAGCUUCUGCUGAUGUGCAAUCUGUGAGUGAGGAUUCCUUGCAUUAUAGUCAUUCCACACCAAGUCCCUUUGAUAAUGAGCCCAAUCUUUCAUCGAGUUCUUUGACGAGCUUGUCUCACCUCAGCCACAGGCGUACCAAAUCUACAUUCUCUGCUUCUACUCUUGAGCGAGAGAAACAUUUACGUAGUUUUGGUCGUCUUUUACGUUUGUUGGAGAUGGAAGAGGAAACAAAGAUGCUUAAAGAAGCUUUGGCCAGUCGCAAUAGUGAACUGCAGGCUGCCAGAGACAUGUGUGCUAAGACGAGUGUAAAGGUCAAGAGCUUAGAAGCACAAAUACAGGCCCUUAAUAAUCAAACAAGCUCCCUAAGUCAAGCAUCGGGCACCCUGCAGCAUCAUUCAAGUCAAUAUGCUAGCAAUGCACCUAGUAUCACUUCCAUGUCUGAAGAUGGGGUUGAUGUUGAAGGACGCUCAGCUGAAUCUUUGCUACCGGCGACCUCUGAUAUCUCUCAUUUGGAGAUGCAGAAGAGUAGCCAUAAAGUUCACAAGCAAGAGAAUCCCAAUUGCUUGGAAUUGAUGGACGACUUUCUGGAGAUGGAGAAGUUGGCAUGUCUGCCAAAUGAUGCUGGUGGAGCUAAUGAUGUUUCAAGCCAUCCAGGUAAUUAUGGGAAUUAUAGAGCAGAAGGUAAUAUGUCACGCAAUGCUGUCCAAGAUCAGGACCUCUUCUCUGUGCAAGAGUUUGGUUUUAGUCCAUCAUCAAAGCAGGGUUCUUCAAGUGCAAGAUCCUCAACAACAGAGCUUCAGCACGAUGUGGAAAAUCUGCCCUUCCAAAAGCUUCGGUCGAUGAUUUCUACGAUAUUUGAGUCUCAAACUAAGGACUCGAAUUUGGGGAAGGUUUUGGAGGUUAUCAAAUGUGCUAUUCUGGAAAUACAAGGUUCUCUGCCUCAGCACUGUUUAUAUGAAGGAGUUCAAGCAGGUCAUGGUCCCUCUGAUCCAAAGGAUGUAUCUGGACAGAGUUUGAUAUUCUUAGAUGAAGAGAAUAUUACUAAGAAAAAUUUGGCAUCUGCAAUAUCUCAGAUUCAUCAGAUUGUACUAUCAAUUGGCAGAGAAGCAAUGAGAGUUCAGGACCCUCCUACUGAUGGUCAUAGGCUAAGCAAAAAGUUAGAUGACUUCUCUGCCUUUGUGGAUAAAUUUGUAUUUGACAAGAAGGGUUUGGUUGACUUCAUCUUAAGACUUUCUCAUGUUUUUGCUGAAGCUGAUCGACUGAACCUCGGUUUCCUGAGAUAUAGGGAUUAUGAUAGGAAUGCCAGCGAUAAUGAUUGCAUAGACAAGGUUGCUUUGCUAGAGAAUAAUGCUAUACAAGAUAACCCAUUGAAACAUGCAUGUGGCGGAGGGUGUCAUCUUUGUCAUUCCUGUCCUGAUUCAGAGGUAAAUAGAAUCUCCGAUCCAAGUUUUCAACCCGGUGCUACAUCAUGCUCAUGCUUAUUGAAAGAGUUGGAACAGCUGAAAUUGGAUAAACAAAAUAUCACAGUGGAUCUUGCAAGAAGCACCGAAGAUCUUGAAAAUGUAAAGUUGCUGCUGCAGGAAACAGAGAAUAGUCUGACUGAACUGAAGUUACAGUUGGCUUCCUCUCAAAAUCUUCACAGUCUUGCUGAAACUCAGCUGAAAUGUAUGACUGAGUCUUACAAGUCACUGGAAUUGCGUGCUCAAGAGUUAGAAGCUGAGGUAAACCUUCUGCAAGAAAAGUCAGCGAAGUUAGAUGAUGAACUACUAGAAGAAAAGCGUGGCCAUCAGGAUGCGCUGGCUAGAUGCAAGGAUCUUGAGGACAGAGUGCAAAGGAAUGUGGCCUCCUUUUUCUUUCCGUCAUCAGCAAUAGGAGAUUCUGAAAUGAAGAUGAAACAGGAAAGAGAGUUAAAAGACGCAGCACAAAAGCUUGCAGCAUGCCAGGAGACCAUAUAUCUUCUUGGGAGGCAGUUGCAAUCUUUGCACCCUCAGACAGAGAACCACCAGACUCAUCACAGUGACAAGCUGUUGGGUGAAAAUUCUGCAGAAGGCAGACUGAAUCAUAGUGGUUCAAAGGCACAGGAUAUUCACCAUAUCGAUGACUUUGAUCGCAGUGACAGUGUAGCUUCUGCUGAUGUGCAAUCUGUGAGUGAGGAUUCCUUGCAUUAUAGUCAUUCCACACCAAGUCCCUUUGAUAAUGAGCCCAAUCUUUCAUCGAGUUCUUUGACGAGCUUGUCUCACCUCAGCCACAGGCGUACCAAAUCUACAUUCUCUGCUUCUACUCUUGAGCGAGAGAAACAUUUACGUAGUUUUGGUCGUCUUUUUUCAUUGGAAGGGAAGAAUGAGCAGUAGAAUUGUGCCAUCUAGCUUUUGUAUAGAUUUCCAGGUUUAUGGGAUAUAUGGCAGGCUCUGAAUUUACCAUAGCAAUUCGGCUGGCCCCAUCUGUCCUAGAUAUUAUUUCUUUCUCUUUUUCACUCGGAGUGCAGUUGCGGUUCUGAUCGGAACUCGCAGAUUGUAGAAAUUAUAGUAAUGAUGAAAUGAAAUGGCAGAUCUAUAUGCCCUUAUAAUUAA